GUCAAUGUCAUUAUAAAACGCGCUCUUCGGCUCGGCGUUGAGCGUUUAAUCUGUUUGUUUAUUUGGUUAUUAUCUACAAAAUAUUACAUAAAAGUAUUAAUUCACCACCACCUAUAUAUAUUAUUCAUCGUUCAAAACGUAACAUUCAAAAUGGGAGAUGAGGAUGUUAUUCGAAGAAGACUUUUGAUAGAUGGGGAUGGUACAGGAGACGACAGAAGACUGAACGUGCUGUUAAAAACAUUGAUAAAAUGGUGUAAUAGCACUGAUGACAAACCUGAAGAAAGUAAAGCAACGCAUGAUAGAAUGCUAGCCCAGUUAGCACAAUGUGAAUUUGCUGUGACAAAAUCGCAGCUAGGCUCAGAAAUGAUGUCGGCUGAGUUACAAAGUUACGAAGCAAUGUCAAAGGUACUGGAGAAGUCAAUAGAAGUAGCCAAAAGUCACAUAGAAAAGAGUAAAGCUGAUUUGGCUCAAGCAAAGACAGUGCGCAAAAAUCGCAUAGAGUAUGAUGUGCUGGCAAAGGUAAUCAGUGAACAGCCAGACAGGAAGGAAACUUUAGAGCGUCUUGGCACUUUAAAAACAGAACUGGCCAAUCUGGAGUCGACAAAGCAGCAAUUGGAAAGCCGUUUAGCUUUAAGAAAAAAACAGUUUCAUGUUUUGGUUACCUCUAUACAUCAACUACAAGCAUUGCUGGAUGAGCCUGAUGACACAGAGUCAGUGUCUGAUGAUAUUGAAAUGAAGGAUAUUUUGAAUGAACCCUAGUGUUACUUUUUAAGUUAAGUGUAGCUCUACUAUAUUAUGUUGCAGGAACUAUUUUUUACAUUUAUAUUGACUUCUUUCUAUGUUUUCUGUAAGGUGCAGUGGUUGGGCAACUAGCUACUGUCACAUGUUGAUUGGUCGUUUCUUGCAUGGAAUAACUCUUUGUAAUCCAUAAAUUACUGUCUGGAUCUAGUUAGAC
Molecule: messenger RNA, 955 nt
Organism: Spodoptera exigua (beet armyworm)
Lineage: Eukaryota; Metazoa; Arthropoda; Insecta; Lepidoptera; Noctuidae
Source: the annotation of a GenBank genome assembly